Molecule: messenger RNA, 300 nt
Organism: Sporothrix brasiliensis 5110
Lineage: Eukaryota; Fungi; Ascomycota; Sordariomycetes; Ophiostomatales; Ophiostomataceae
Exons: 1
Coding region: 1-300 (99 amino acids)
Source: RefSeq, a predicted model, not a curated record
AUGUGCAAGGUCAAGGUCACCGCUUACCUUUUCGACUGCGACCACGUGGCAAAGAUAUUCUCGGACGUACAAAAGUGCGAGGACGCAGUGCGCCUCGAGAAUGAGUGUCUAGAGACGCCCUAUGAGGAGAAGAUGAUAGUUGUCGAGGGCAAGUGCCCUGAGUGUGUUGGGGACCCGGAGCACGAGAUGGAGUUUGAAGACGAACAGGCGGACGCUGCCAAGGCCGACAAGGCUCACCCAAAGCCUAAGCACAAGUCUGACUUUUUCAAGGUGGUGAUGAACGAGGAGAGUGAGAAAUAA